Insectozyma verbasci is the source of this 7242-nucleotide messenger RNA. The record is from the annotation of a GenBank genome assembly. Lineage: Eukaryota; Fungi; Ascomycota; Pichiomycetes; Serinales; Debaryomycetaceae.
AUGGGUCGUAAACUACCACCACCGCCACCACCACCUGGAAUAGGCAAAAGAAAUCAACAUGAAAUUGUCAAUAAGAAAGAUGGGAUGGAAAUUAAUCAAGUAAUGAUGCAAAAUCUGUCAUCAAUGUUGAAACCUGCACCACCACCACCACCUCCUCCUCCUCCUCGAGUUUCAUCAAAAUUAGACUCGAAUUUCAAAAAACAACCUUCUCCAUUCUCAGCAUCGCUCCAAUAUGAUCAAGAAAUCAUAAAUUCAAAAAGCUCUAAUUUAAAUCAAAGUCAACUACAGAGCAAAGAAUUGGAGUCGAGAAAACGCAAAUGGAUUCAUGGCCAAAAAGUGAAGUAUAAGUCAACACUAAAGAAAUCAAAAGGAGGGAUUUCAGUGAUUCAUAAACCAGAGAUGCCACCCCAGCAUUUGCGUAAAAUCAUAAUAGAUCAUACAGAUUUGUCACUGUCAAAAGUUGCAUCGGACAAAAGAUCACAUUUGGGGUCAUUGAAGUAUUUGCCGCAUGCUUUAUUCAAAUUGUUAGAAAAUAUGCCCCAACCGUGGGAAAAUUCAAAAGAAGUAAAAGUACUAUAUCAUAUAACAGGUGCUAUUGCGUUUAUUAAUGAAAUUCCAAGAGUUAUUGAACCUGUAUUUAUUGCUCAAUGGUCUUCAUGUUGGGAUUUAAUGAGGCAUGAGAAACGAGAUAGAAAGCAUUUUAAACGAAUGAGAUUUCCACCAUUUGAUGAUGAAGAACCACCACUUGAUUGGCUAGAAAAUCUAGACGAUUUGAAAUUACCAAAUGCAAUUGUACAACAUGAGAUUCAACGUGAUAGUAUUUUGAAUGAUUGGUUUUAUGAGCAAAAACCAUUAGUAGAUGAUGAAGAAGUGAUAAAUGGAAGCUCCUAUAGAAGUUGGUCAUUAAAUUUACAAACUAUGAAUCAAUUAUACACUAUUUCUCGGCCAUUAAUGGAGGGUACAAAUGAAAAAUUUGAGGAAAAGGCGUUGUUCACGGCAAAAAGUUUAAAUUUAGCAUUACCAGGAGGCCCAAAAUUUGAAGUUUUACAUAAAGAAAGUAUUUAUAAUCCAGAAUUGGACGAUUUUACCGAAUUUAAUGCAAUUGAUCGAAUCAUAUUUAGAAAUCCAAUUCAAACAAUUCAAAAAGUCGAGUUGCCGUAUUUAUAUAAUUCUUUUGUUAAGCAAAUUUAUUUGGUGCCGUAUUUCAACGAAAUAAACAAUUCAAAGUGUAGUCUAAUUUCAAAUGAUAGCAGUUUACCGUUAUUCACUUUCAACACAAAAUUCAAUCCAAUCAUUCGAAAACGAUCUACUACACAAUAUAAUCGAAAGGUAAUAGUUCAAACUACUCCAUUUUUCAAGUAUAAAACUAUAAAUGAUCAUGGUUUACAAAAAAAUGAGUCAUUAGAGUUGGAACCGAUUAAUUCACCAGCUGCAUUGCAAUUAUUAUCAGCUCCAUUUCCUUUCAAUGUAAGAAAAGCUAAAGCAAGAAGAGCAGAAGAUGUGGCUAUAACUAAAAAAUGGUAUAAGUCACAAGCACCCAAAUCUUCAAGACAGAAGGAACGAGUUUCAUACCAAAAACUAUUAAAAAAUCAUAUUUUGAAUCAGAUUCACAAUCCAGUUGGCUCCGUAAAAUCCAGCAAUAAAAAAGUUAAACUUUUGAAGAAUUUAAAAUCAACAAAAUUUUUUCAGCAAACAACAAUUGAUUGGGUUGAAGCUGGUUUGCAAGUUUGCAAACAGGGUUUUAAUAUGCUUAACUUGUUGAUUCAUAAAAGGGGAUUAACUUACUUACAUUUGGAUUAUAAUUUCAAUUUGAAGCCAACUAAAACAUUAAGUACCAAAGAAAGAAAGAAAUCAAGAUUUGGUAAUGCAUUUCAUUUAAUUAGGGAAUUAUUAAGAGCCAUUAAAAUUAUAGUUGACUCUCAUGUACAAUAUAGAUUAGGAAAUGUUGAUGCUUUUCAAUUAUCAGACGGUCUUUAUUAUAUUUUAAAUCAUUUGGGUCAAUUAACUGGUAUCUACAGGUAUAAAUAUAAAGUUAUGCAUCAAAUAAGACAAUGUAAGGAUUUGAAACACAUUGUAUAUCAGAGAUUUAAUAAAUUGAUAGGUAAAGGACCAGGUUGUGGAUUUUGGCAGCCAGCUUGGAGAGUAUGGAUUUUUUUUUUAAGGGGUAUUAUUCCACUACUUGAAAGAUGGCUUGGUAAUUUAAUUGCAAGACAAUUUGAAGGCAGAAGACAAAAUGAUAUCGCCAAAACCAUAACUAAACAAAGAAUCGAUUCAUAUUAUGAUAUAGAAUUAAGAGCUCAAGUAAUGCAUGAUAUUCUUGAUAUGAUUCCAGAAGGUUUAAAACAAAAUAAAUCUAAAACUAUUCUUCAGCACUUGAGUGAAGCUUGGCGUUGUUGGAAAGCUAACAUACCUUGGAAAGUUCCAGGACUACCUGCACCCAUUGAGAAGAUAAUUGAACGAUACAUUAAAGCUAAAGCUGAUGGUUGGAUAUCAGUUGCACAUUAUAAUAGGGAUAGAAUUAGAAAAGGAGUUCAAGUUGAAAAGACUGUUGCAAAGAAAAAUUUAGGUAGACUUACGAGAUUAUGGAUUAAAAAUGAGCAAGAUAGACAAUUGGAUUUUAAUAAAAAUGGUCCAUUUGUUAGUCCCGAUGAGGCUAUCAAAACGUUUCAAACCAUGGUUCAUUGGUUGGAAUGUAGGAAGUUUAAUCCAAUUCCAUUCCCACCAAUAUCUUAUAAACAUGAUACGAAACUUUUAGUAUUAGCUUUGGAAAAUUUGAAAGAAAACUAUAAUGCAAAUUCAAAAUUGAACUCUGCUCAACGAGAAGAAUUGGCUUUAAUUGAACAAGCAUAUGAUAACCCUCAUGAAUGUUUAGCUAGGAUAAAGAAAUUUUUGUUAACUCAAAGAAUUUUUAAAGAGGUUGGUUUAGAAAUGAUUGAUUAUUAUAGUCAUCUUGUACCUACUUACUCAGUUGAUCCAUUAGAAAAAAUAACUGAUGCUUAUUUAGAUCAAUAUUUAUGGUAUGAAGCUGAUAAAAGAAAAUUAUUUCCAAAUUGGGUAAAACCAAGUGAUGAUGAAAUUCCUCCACUAUUAGUUUAUAAAUGGUGUCAAGGUAUCAACAAUUUACAUAAUGUUUGGCAAACUUCCAAUGGAGAAUGUAAUGCAAUGCUCGAAACUACAUUGGAUAAUUUUUCCGAGAAUAUUGAUCUCACCUUGUUAAAUCGACUCUUAAGAUUGAUUAUGGAUACAAACAUUGCAGAUUAUAUAACAUCUAAAAACAACGUCAAUCUUUCGUAUAAAGACAUGAGUUAUGUGAAUCAGUUUGGUAUAUUACGAGGACUUCAGUUUUCCUCAUUUGUUUAUCAGUUUUACGGAUUAGUUGUUGAUUUAUUGAUUUUAGGAUUGGAUCGUGCAUUUGAGCUCGCUGGUCCAGUUCAAAACCCGAAUAAUUUUCUUCAAUUUCAAGAUGUUGAAACAGAAUCGGCUUCACCAAUUAGAUUAUAUUCACGUUAUAUGAAUAAAAUUCAUAUUUUCUUUAGAUUUGAUAAUGAAGAUGCAAAUGGUUUAAUACAAGAUUAUUUAUCUGAAAAUCCUGAUCCGAAUUUUGAAAAUGUCAUAGGUUACAAUAACCGUAAGUGCUGGCCUCGAGAUUCAAGAAUGAGAUUGUAUAGGCACGAUGUCAACUUAGGUAAAGCUAUAUUUUGGGAAAUUGCAGAACGUAUACCAUCAUCUUUAACCUCAAUUCACUGGGAAGAUACUUUUGUUUCUGUUUAUUCAAGAGAUAAUCCAAAUUUGUUAUUCUCGAUGUGCGGGUUUGAGAUUAGAAUUAUGCCAAAAGUUAGAGCGAAUGAAAAUUCAUUUUCACAAGAAGGUACAUGGGAUUUAAUUGAUCAAGCAUCUAAAGAACGAACAGCAAAGGCUUAUUUACAAGUUUCUCAAGACGCUAUAUCUCAUUUCAACAAUAGAAUUCGUCAAAUUUUAAUGUCAUCGGGAUCGACCACUUUCACUAAAGUCGUAGCAAAGUGGAACACUGCUUUGAUUGCAUUGGUUACAUAUUAUAGAGAAGCUGCCAUUUCAACUCCUUCAUUAUUAACGGUAUUAGUUAAAUGUGAAACAAAAAUCCAAAACAGAGUUAAAAUGGGACUUAAUUCAAAAAUGCCUUCACGAUUUCCACCAGCUGUAUUUUAUACUCCAAAAGAGUUGGGUGGUUUGGGGAUGCUAAGUGCUUCUCAUAUUUUAAUUCCAGCUUCAGAUUUAAAAUGGUCACAACAAACUGAUACUGGUAUUACUCAUUUUAAAGCCGGGAUGACACAAUUUGAGGAAAAAAUGAUUCCUACAAUCUUUAGAUAUAUAACUUCCUGGGAAAAUGAAUUUUUAGAUUCUCAAAGAGUUUGGGCUGAAUAUGCAAUUAAACGUCAAGAAGCUUUAGAACAAAAUCGUCGGCUAACUUUUGAAGAUAUGGAAAAUAAUUGGGAUAGAGGUUUGCCACGUAUAAGUACUUUAUUUCAAAAAGAUAGACAUACACUAGCUUAUGAUAAAGGUCAUAGGGUUCGAAGAGAGUUUAAACAAUUUAGUUUAGCAAGAUUUAAUCCGUUUUGGUGGACUAGUAGUCAUUAUGAUGGUAAAUUAUGGAGUCUUAAUAAUUAUAGAACAGACGUGAUUCAAGCUUUAGGAGGAAUUGAAACUAUUUUAGAGCAUACACUUUUUAAAGGUACAGGAUUUGAUUCUUGGGAAGGUUUAUUUUGGGAAAAAGCUUCAGGUUUUGAAGAUUCAUUGAAAUUUAAAAAAUUAACGAACGCUCAAAGAUCAGGUUUAAGUCAAAUUCCAAAUCGUCGUUUCACAUUAUGGUGGUCUCCUACAAUUAAUAGAGCUAAUGUUUAUGUCGGUUUUUUAGUUCAAUUAGAUUUAACUGGUAUAUUUUUGCAUGGUAAAAUUCCAACACUAAAAAUAUCUUUGAUUCAAAUAUUCCGUGCACAUUUAUGGCAAAAGAUUCACGAAAGUAUUGUGCAAGACUUAUGUCAAGUUUUCGAUAAAGAAUUGGAAGUUUUACAAAUUGAUAAUGUUGAAAAACAAGCAAUUCACCCAAGAAAAUCUUACAAGAUGAAUUCAUCAACUGCAGAUAUUGUAUUAACUAGUACUUAUAGAUGGAAUGUUUCAAAACCUUCUAUAUUGAAUGAUCAAGAUGAUAAAAUGGAAAUUUCUUCAAACAAAUUUUGGAUAGAUGUACAAUUGCGAUAUGGUGAUUAUGAUUCACAUGAUAUUUCGAGAUAUGCAAGAUCAAAAUUCUUGGAUUACACUACUGAUGGAACAAGCUCAUAUCCUUCACCAACUGGUAUCAUCAUUGCAAUAGAUUUAGCUUACAAUAUGUAUGACGUUUAUGGAAAUUGGUUUCCAGGUUUAAAACUAUUGAUUCGAAAUGCAAUGAAAGAAAUAAUGAAAGCUAAUCCUGCACUUUAUGUAUUGAGAGAACGUAUUCGCAAGAGUUUACAAUUAUAUCAAGCUCAACCACAAGAAGCAUUAUUAAAUUCAAACAAUUAUGCUGAGUUGUUCAAUAAUGAAACUCAGUUAUUUAUAGAUGACACAAACGUUUAUAGAGUAACAGUUCAUAAAACUUUUGAAGGCAAUUUAGCGACAAAACCAAUCAAUGGUUGUAUAUUUAUGCUCAAUCCAAAAACUGGUCAAUUAUUUUUGAAAAUUAUUCACACAUCUGUUUGGGCUGGUCAAAAAAGAUUGAGUCAAUUGGCGAAGUGGAAAGCUGCAGAAGAGGUAGCGGCACUAAUCAAAUCGUUACCAAAAGAAGAACAACCAAAACAAAUAAUAGUGACUCGAAAAGGUAUGAUGGAUCCACUUGAAGUGCAUAUGCUAGACUUUCCAAAUAUUUCAAUAAGAUCUUCGGAAUUACACUUACCAUUUGCUACUGUUACAAAAAUUACAAAAUUAUCUGAUAUAAUUUUGAAAGCAAAUGAACCUCAAAUGAUUUUAUUUAAUUUUUAUGAUGAUUGGCUUAAAACUAUUUCACCUUAUACAGCAUUUUCAAGAAUUAUUUUGAUUUUGAGAUCCUUGAAUAUUAAUGAGGAAACCACUAUUCAUAUUUUGCAUCCGGAACCUGAUGUUGUUACUAAAGAGCAUCAUAUAUGGCCUUCAUUAACUGAUGAGCAAUGGAUCGAUGUCGAAGCUCAAUUACGAGAUUUAAUAUUGGAAGAUUAUUCAAGAAAAUUUAAUGUGAACAUACAAUCAUUGACUCAAUCUGAAAUUCGUGAUUUAAUUUUAGGUCAAGAUAUUCGAGUUCCUUCAGUUCAACGUCAAGAAAUCAAUCAAAUUGAUGAUGCUAAUAAACAAAUUGAACGCAAGGAAUUAACCGCUGUCAAAUCAACGACUACAAAUGUACAUGGUGAAGAAAUUACAACAAUAACUACAACAAAUUACGAACAACUGACUUUUUCUUCAAGAAAUGAAUGGAGGAAUAGAGCAAUUGCUGCUAAUAAUUUAUAUUCAAGAGCAAAAAAUAUUUUUAUUUCAUCUGAAGACUUUAUUGAAAAUGAUUCCUUUACUUAUAUUUUACCAAAGAAUAUACUACAAAAAUUUAUUCAAAUUUCCGAUCCAAGAAUUCAAGUGGGAGGUUUUAUCUAUGGUUCUUCAUCUUCAGAUCAUACAGAAGUUAAAGAAAUCAAAUGUAUAGUUCUUGUUCCACAACUUGGUAAUGUUAAUUCACUUCAAUUUCCAAAGCAAUUACCAAAAGAUCACGAGAUUUUAAAUGAUUUAGAAUUAUUAGGAUGGAUUCAUACCCAAACUCAAAAUUUUGAAUUCAUGACCUCAUAUGAUGUAACAACAGUUGGUAAAUUGUUACCCGAUUAUGAAAGUGAUUUCAUUACAAUGACAGUUGCAUAUACUCCAGGGUCUGCCACGGUUACCGCUUUUGAACUUACAAAGGAAGGGUAUAUAUGGGGUUCUCAAAAUUCAGAUAUGAUGUCGGAAUCACCUGCUGGUUUUUCUUCAUCGUAUUCAAAAAAGAGUCAAUUGAUUUUAUCUGAAAUGAUUGCUGGUACAUUUUUAGUUCCUGAAGAUGAUAUUUGGAAUUAUUUUUUUAUGGGUGCUUUAUUCAAUGCUAAUGAAUUAUAUCAUUUGAAAUUGGAUAUUCCGAGUAAAUUUUAUGACGAAAUUCAUCGUCCAAUCCAUUUUAGUACAUUUUCACAAAUUGAAUCAUUGAAUGAGGAGGAAGCUACACAACAAGAUGUUUUCAAUUAA